Molecule: messenger RNA, 1083 nt
Organism: Morchella importuna
Lineage: Eukaryota; Fungi; Ascomycota; Pezizomycetes; Pezizales; Morchellaceae
Exons: 1
Coding region: 1-1083 (360 amino acids)
Source: RefSeq, a predicted model, not a curated record
AUGCCAUCCAGCACCCCCGACUUUCUCAAGACACUCACCUACCCCCGCCCAGACUUAACCAGCUCCAUCCUCAGCACCCCACCCCCCCACCCCGCACCCCGCGCGCUUCUUCUUCCCCCUCCCCGCCUCCCUCGGCGCCCUCGACACCCUCCCGCUCGAGCUCCUCCACGACAUCAUCCACGCCCUCCCCUCAGCGCGCUCAGCCCCCUCCUCUCCACAAGUUCCAGCACCCACGCCCUCCUCCUCUCCGACCCGCUCUACCGCAACCUGCGCGCCCACGCCGCCCACGCGCUCCACGCAUACUCCGCGACCGCCCUCGGCGCCUCCAUCACCGUCGCACAGCUCUCAAAGGCGCUGUGCACAGAGAGCUGCGCGCAUUGCGGCGAGUUCGGCCCCUUCCUCUGGAUGCUCGACUGCACGCGGUGCUGCUGGGCGUGCCUGACGCAGCACCCGGACCUGCUGCCGGUCGCGCCAGAGGAGGCAAUGCAGCUGUACGGCAUCCCGGGUGAGCGCGCGGCGGCGGGGGGGCUGCCAGUCAUGAGGAGUGUGCCGGGGGUGUAUAGGACGUGGAAGGAGGUUUGUGUCGAGCCCGAGUCGAGACGGUUUGUGUCGCGGGCUGCGGCGAGGAGGGUUGCUGUGGCGGUCCACGGCAGCGCCGAGAAGGUGGAGGAGUAUAUUGCUGCGCGGGCGCAGAAGGUGCAGGUGGUGUCGGAUUCGAAGGAUAUGGAUGUCCGCCGGCUUCUGGGCGUGAUUGCGAUGCCGACGCUGGAUCGUAGGGCGGGGAGAGUGGAGCAUGGUGUCUCUUGUAAGGGGUGCACAAGCACGCUUCCGGUGGUUGCGUUGAGGGGCGAGGGCAUGCCCUAUAUGCCAGUGAGAAUUGGGAGCGGGUUGGAGGGGUUUGAUGCGAGAAAGAGGGAGCUGGGGAGGAUGUUUACCACGCAGGGAUAUCUGGCGCAUUAUCAAGUAUGUGGGAGGGCGAGAGAGCUGUGGGAGUGGGAGAUGGAGAUGAAUGAUGAAGAGGAGGAGGAAGACGAAGAUGAGUGGGACAUGGAGGAGGUAGAUAGGAGCUCGCCUUUCUUAUGA